AAUGGCCACAAGGUACAUUUCCAUCAAAUACACUUGAAGUGCAAAUCCUCCCAGCAGCUCAGGUCACCUGGAUGCGGGCAGAAACACCUGCUGGGGGAGGACACACUACACACUACACACUACACACUACUUCACACAGCACUUUUUUUCUGUAAAGGACCCAUCCAAGCUCGUCCCACCCACACUUGCUCUCAGAGCGCAGCACCAAUAACCGAGCCAGUGUCGACAGGCAUCUCGCUUUUCAGGUACUCUUAUUUUUUUUUUUGAAGUGAAGUCCACUUAUUUUCUUAUCGGAUAUGAUCUGGAGACUCUUGGUCCUCCACGUCCUUCUUCUGGGAGCUGAGAGCAGCGGGGGGAGGACGGUGACUUUCCACCGGACUCAGCAGGAUGACAGCCAGGGCCAAACGCACGCACGUCCCAUCAGGGACACCAGCAGCUCCUCCGGCACCACCAGGGCCUUUCACGGGCCCAGCUUCACUCCCUGCAAGACCCCCCUUACUCCCGUCGAGCACAAGGUUCUGGAUGACAACACGCAUGAGACAGGGUUUAACGGUGAUGAUGGCUCCUAUGUUAUUCUCACAUGGGUGGGCGAUGGCACAGGGGUCGUCCUGGUGCUGUCAACAUUUAGUGCUCCAAUAGAUUCUUUCAUCGAAGGCGGCUCCUCACGACUUUAUCGAAGCACGGAUUAUGCAAAAUCCUUCCACGACAUUUCCCAUCAGAUCAACAACACCUUCAUAAGGGAGGAGUUUGGAGUCAGUGUUGGACCGGGGAGCUCUGUGAUUCUGACAGCAGACAUUCCGGUGGUGGACAACGCAGGCGGGAUCAUCUUCACCUCCACUGAUGCCGGCGCGACCUUCAAGUUCAUCCAGCUGCCCUUUCACCUGGCUCAGCCAAUCACGUACCACUUCCUCAACCCUGACUACCUCGUGGCACUCAGCAUCGAUGGAGGUCUGUGGCUCUCUCUGGACUUUGGCGCCAAGUGGACAAAAGUUCACAAUGGAGUGCAUUCCUUCUCAUGGGGGGCUGGCAUAAAUUUGUUCUUCAGCUGCAGUCGAACAGACGCAGUUGAGGCAGAUGAGAGAGGGGAUUUAGUGCUGAAGAGGACAACAGAUCUGGGGAAGACCUUCACCACGAUCCAUGAGGACAUCUACAGUUUUGGCUACAUAGGAGCCUUUCUCUUCUUCUCUGUGAUGGAGGAUUCGAGAUCCCCUCGUGUCAUGUAUUUCUCAUCAGACCAAGGAGAGACCUUCAGUCGAACUCUGCUUCCUUCUGCCUCCACUGAGCAGUUCUACUCCAUCCUGGAUGGAGAUGAAGAUAUGCUCUUCUUGCAUGUGGACAACCCAGGAGACACCUUCUUUGGAACCAUGUACACAUCAGAUGACCGAGGCAUCUUGUUCUCCAAAUCACUGGAGCGCCACCUGUUUGACGGGCAGAGGAAGAGCGAUUUCACCAACAUAACGUCACUGAGAGGAGUCUACCUCACUAAUAAACUAGACGAGGAUGGCCGUAUAAGAUCUGUCAUUUCCUUUAAUAGAGGAGGGACGUGGAGACAGCUUAACAAACCUGAGAAUGUGGAAUGUGGAGAGCAAGGCAAAAAAUGCAACCUUCAUAUUCACGGAGAGCACAGUCGCAACAUCCGCAUCGUUCCCAUGCUGGCUCUGUCUGAGCCAACUGCUAUCGGUCUGGUUAUCGCUCAUGGUACUGUGGGGGACUCUCUCUCGUCGUCCCAGCACCCAGAUGUGUUUGUCUCCUCAGACGGGGGUUAUAACUGGAGGGGGACACUGAGAGGUCCUCACCACUACAGCAUAUUGGACUCUGGGGGUCUCAUUGUGGCCGUGGAGGCCCAGCGUGAAGGACAAGUCAAGAAUAUCAAGUUCUCCACAGACGAGGGUCAGUGCUGGAAGUCCUACAACUUCACGGUGCAGCCCUUCUACUUCGCAGGCCUGGCGUCCGAGCCGGGGACCAAGGCCAUGAACGUCAGCGUGUGGGGCUUCCGUCCCGAGGAAGACGGCCAGCCCAUGUGGGUGGCCGUCACCAUUGAUUUCCAGAGCCUCAUCACAAGAGAGUGUAAUGACGAGGACUAUGAAGAGUGGUUGGCUCAUGCUACAGAUGGAGGAGACUUGAAUAGAAACGGCUGUCUCUUGGGUGUCAAAGAGACCUACAGGAGGCUAAAGAAACAGUCUGUGUGCAGAAAUGGCCGAGGCUUCGUGGUGAGCAAGAAGCAAAGCUCCUGCCUGUGCACCAGAGGAGACUACUUAUGCGACUACGGUUAUUAUCGUCAUGUGAACACCUCAGAGUGUGUGAGACAACACAGCGCUGCUAAUAAAACCUUGGAGCUCUGUCUGAAUGGAGAGGAGGAUGAGUUGCUGACAGCGGGGUACCGUAAGGUCCCCAGUGAUCGGUGUGAGGGGGGGUUCAGUCCACAGCUCGCAGUACAGACAGUCAUCAGACCCUGUGGUUUAAAAACCAGCCCCGGUCCACCUGCCGGGUCCUCUUCUCCAGUCACGCACUUUGACACACCGCGAGAGAGGCUGGUGUUGAUCCUGGUGUGUGCAGGAGCAGGGGUCAUCGUCCUGAUAGCUAUCGUUUCAGCCAUCUUUGCCGUCAGAAGGGUGGUUUACAGAAACAGGUCACCAACGUAUCGUUUCUCCAACCUCCGGAUUACGGAUGAAUACAACGGCAUCACUGCUGACCUUGAAAGCGCCACCAGCAGCAACGGCACGGCCUGCCAGCCAGAAUCAGAUGAUGAUCUUAUUGAAUGACACAAUGCUAUGGAUAUACUGAGUAUUCAUGAUUGGGAUCAGCUGUGCUGAAAAAGACUGCCAAAGGCAUUUUGUUGGACUUAUCCCUGAUAUUUUGAUGGGAGCACCCUGCGUGGCAAGUUCUGAGGAUUCAACAGACGAACAUGAGAAUGUCUAAUUUAUUGAGCUACCUUAAUUUCAUUGCGUUACUUUGCUUACUCUUUGAUUUAUUUGUACAUAUAUAUUUUUUUUAUUUUAAUGUAGUUGCCACCUUUUUACUUUCUCUUCAAUGUGAAAACAAAACAAG
Messenger RNA from Anoplopoma fimbria (sablefish), 3048 nucleotides. RefSeq names its product sortilin. Gene Ontology annotation, molecular function: protein binding. Gene Ontology annotation, cellular component: Golgi apparatus; membrane. The transcript has 21 exons. Gene Ontology annotation, biological process: Golgi to endosome transport; endocytosis; vesicle organization. The coding region runs from base 297 to 2762 and encodes 821 amino acids. The record is from RefSeq and is a predicted model, not a curated record. NCBI's taxonomy places the organism in Eukaryota, Metazoa, Chordata, Actinopteri, Perciformes, Anoplopomatidae.